GACGGAAGAACAAGCAAGACAUCCCUCACCUCAAUGUCCUAAACAGAUCUGUUGAUCAAACCGGAACUGACAAUCUAUUUCGAUAGUUAAAGGCCUAAGUGAAGUAUCUUCAUUUACCCACCAUCUUUGGUAACAGCUUCGCGUCGGUUGACUGCUUCUAUUCGAAGGGCGUUUUUAGGGUGUUGACUCAAACCAGACUGAUGAUUUCCAGCUCAGCGAUUGUAAAAGGGACCCGUUCCGUCAAGUGCAUCAGAACAUUACACACUACGCUCAGUGUCAACAUGCCUAUCAAGGUUGGAGAAAAGCUUCCGGCUGUUGAGGUUCAGGAGAAUGAACCUGGCUGUAAGGUGUCUAUGGACCAGCUGUUCAAGGGAAAGAAAGGAGUUCUUUUUGCUGUGCCAGGGGCCUUUACUCCUGGGUGUUCCAAGACCCACCUUCCCGGGUUUGUGGAGCAGGCAGCGCAGCUGAAGAGCAAGGGUGUGCAGGAGGUGGCCUGCAUCUCUGUGAAUGACGCAUUUGUCAUGGCUGCUUGGGGAAAGGAGCAUGGAGCAGAGGGCAAGGUGCGAAUGCUGGCGGAUUCUACUGGAGCAUUCACCAAGGCAGUGGACUUGAUGCUGGAUAGCGAUCAAAUUGUGGCUGCGCUUGGAAACAAGCGCUCUCAGAGGUACGCUAUGGUGGUGGAGGAUGGAGUCGUGAAGAAGCUCAAUGUGGAACCCGAUGGUACUGGGCUCACCUGCAGCCUGGCCUCCAACAUGCUCUCUGAGCUAUUGUAGGCCUGUUGGGACAAGGUCCCACCUAGCAGGCUUCAAAAUUAAGCUAAAACGCACAACCAUACUACUUUACCUGACCUCUCUUUCCACUUGCGUGUGCAGCAGAAGGACGUAGAUGUGGCUUAAAGCAGUGGUUCUCAAAUCUUUCCUGGGGACUCCAGACCUAGCAUUCCCAAAUGAACUAAUCAAGCCCUUGACUACUUCUGAUGAACUAGUUCAGGAUGACAAAUUCAGUGUGAUGUCUCCGGGCCUCAAGAGAAGUGAACCACUGGUUUAUGCAUAGUUGUUUCCUGCUUCAUAUGCUGUAGUUCAAAACUGUGAUUUAGAAAGUAUAGAUGUGCCCAACAUGUAAUGACUGCAAGUAAAUAUGAGUUCUUGUGUGCUAUUUCCAAUGGGCUUGGAGACCUUCUGGAAGGUUGUGGGACAGUCCCACAUGAAGCCAUUUCUGGCUGCUCAGGGAGAUUUGUUUUGGCAUUUUAAAACCAGGUGUCAUGUGUUUUGAUUUUGAUGUUAGCCCGGUCACUAGAAAAAACUAUAUGUUAAAUGAACGGAAUGGCACAUGUCCUACCUUUCUAUACACUUUCAAGUCUGUUACUUAAUAAAGUUUACACUGUCAGCAAUA
Molecule: messenger RNA, 1392 nt
Organism: Esox lucius (northern pike)
Lineage: Eukaryota; Metazoa; Chordata; Actinopteri; Esociformes; Esocidae
Gene: prdx5
Product: peroxiredoxin 5
Exons: 6
Coding region: 201-773 (190 amino acids)
Biological process (GO): hydrogen peroxide catabolic process; cellular response to oxidative stress; cell redox homeostasis
Cellular component (GO): mitochondrion; cytoplasm; peroxisome
Molecular function (GO): thioredoxin peroxidase activity
Source: RefSeq, a predicted model, not a curated record